Molecule: messenger RNA, 684 nt
Organism: Cimex lectularius (bed bug)
Lineage: Eukaryota; Metazoa; Arthropoda; Insecta; Hemiptera; Cimicidae
Product: arginine esterase-like
Exons: 3
Coding region: 87-656 (189 amino acids)
Biological process (GO): proteolysis
Molecular function (GO): serine-type endopeptidase activity
Source: RefSeq, a predicted model, not a curated record
UGAGUUAGAAUACUGGUAACCAAAUAUCAUUAGAGCUUCAUAUUAUUGUGUUUAACGGACAGAGUUCUUGGGUUCAUAUCCUCUACAUGGGCUGGAAGGUUGAUGAACCUUUUAACAUCACUGAUUAUGUUGCCGUAGUGGGAGUGUCUGGUAAACCAUGGCCUCUAGAUGGAACAAUGUACCAAAGAUAUUGCAAAGCAGCAGGUUGGGGCAGUUUGGAGAUGGGUCAACCACCUAGUUCGGCCUUGAUGAGGUUAAAUGCCACUGCUAUGCAUGGUGACAAAGCCUGCAAAUGCUUACCAACUUACAUGGAAAAAAGGGUGGUGUGUCUUAGAAGAGGAAAAGGAGGAAUUUGCCCGGGUGACUCAGGUGGUUCUUUGGUCUGUGACAAAGAAGUAGUAGGUGUUGCACAUGUAAUGGUUUCAACUAUUUCCUGUAACUUCUUAAAAAUAAGAGAAGCUCCAUUACUAUGCAAUACAUCUACUUCUGUUUAUAUGUUCACAUGCCCUUACUUAAACUGGCUACGAAAAUUCGUACCGAAUAUACCUGAACGACCAGCCAGCUGUAGAGGAGUGACUCUUUCAGGUCAUAUGGUCACUGUUAUAUUCUUGAACAUCCUUCUUUUUUUGAAAAUAACCUUAUUGAAAUACCUAUAAAAACAACAAAAUGACAUUUUUACUUUUA